Betta splendens (Siamese fighting fish) is the source of this 2594-nucleotide messenger RNA. RefSeq lists its product as uncharacterized. The transcript has 11 exons. NCBI's taxonomy places the organism in Eukaryota, Metazoa, Chordata, Actinopteri, Anabantiformes, Osphronemidae. The coding region runs from base 20 to 1450 and encodes 476 amino acids. The record is from RefSeq and is a predicted model, not a curated record.
CAAAUAGUGAUAUCAUAUAAUGGAGGACAUAUAUGCGAACGUUGAAAACGAACCGUCUGUUAAGACAAGACCUUUAGGAAUGGAACCAGGGCCCAGGAGCUCAGAGAGAUCACGUCAUGGAGCCGUGGUCCUGGGUCUGGUUCUGCUGAGUGUUCUGCUGCUCGCUGGGCUCAUCUGCCUCGGUGUCCACUACCACGAUGCUGCUGCACAACUCUCCACCAUCAAAGCCAACGUCACUGAUUUAAUGGAGGAAAGAAACCAGCUGAAGACCAACAUCACUGAAAUGCAGAUGCUGCUCAAGCAGAAGAAAGCGUGUCCUGAUGGAUGGAGGAGGUUUGGCUGUUCCUGUUACCUCCUCUCCAGUCAGUUUGGACCUUGGACAGACGGCAGAGACGACUGCAGAAGCAGAGACGCACAUCUGGUGGUGAUCGACUCCAGUAAAGAGAGUUGUGUCUCCCCAUAUUUUUAUAUUGCGUUGAGCUUGUCCUGGCGUUCCCUCCUGGAAGAUCUGCUUCAGAGCGCCGCCAGCCAGCUCCUGCAUCACCGCUUCACUCUUCUCCUCGAGGGCCUGAAAAUGCUGCUCCUACGCCCGGAGAGCAGCCCAGAGGGAAUCAAGGCCGUCUGGGUCCAUUUCUGGCCAGAUUCAUGUAGAACUAAACCUCUGUACUUCAGUCUGUCGUCAGCGUCUGCUUUGAGCCUCGUGUGGCACAAGACGACCUCCUGUCAGACCAUAAAUAAAUCCUCAGACGACCUUUCAGAUGACAUGGAUGAUGUUUAUGUUACCAUGGAAUGUGUGAAGUCCAUUGACUCGAGGCCCCCAUCGAGUCAGACAAGUGCUGGGAGGUUUCACGGAGCUCUUCUCAUCCUGGGGCUGCUCAAUGUUCUCUUGUUGUCUGGACUCAUCGGACUUGGCGUCUGCUUUGUAGAAGUCUCCAGCAUCACAGCCAACCUCACUGAGCGUCUCCAGGACAGUAACAAGCAAGUGUUCUCCCUGGAUGAAGACAGAGAGCGGCUCAGGGCCAACCUCUCUGAAGUCACUGAGGAGAGGAACAAGCUCCGCAGACUGUUUACACAGAGAUGGACGAUGUUCAACAAUUCCCUGUAUUUCCUCUCUAAUGAGCCUGGUUCUUGGACCAAAGGCAGAGACGACUGCAUUAAGAGAGAAGCACAUCUGGUGGUGAUAGACAGCGAUAAAGAACAGAGGUUCGUGUCUGGAUUAACCAAGGAGGCAGCUUGGAUUGGUCUGACUGACAGGGACAGAGAGGGAACGUGGGGAUGGAUCAGUGGAGCUCCUCUAACUGUGAGAUACUGGCAUAAGAACCAGCCUGAUGACGGUGGUAAAGGUUUGAUUAAAGAGGACUGUGCCCACAUCAGUGCUGUAACUGCAGAAUGGAAUGAUCUGACCUGUGAAAGGUCUCUGCUGUGGAUCUGUGAGAAAAGAUUGGAUUGAAUCCAAUCCAUCAUUGAUAAAAUGAUUUUAGCCCAUGUUGGUUAAGGAUCUAACUUUUAAACUGUGUAAAAUUGGACUCAGUAGCUGUGAGUAGUUAAGUAAGUUGUGCUCUGGUAGAAUGAUAUUAGUAUGAUUUGCUCAAAGUCUCACUGACAGCAUAAUGUUAAGAUGUAAGAAAGCAGUAAACUGUGAUCUCGUCCCGCACCAUCAACAAAACCCAAGUUUCAAGGUCUGUUUCAUACAAUUGCACGUGAAGGAUCCAUGUUGAGUCUCAUGAACUAAAAAAAGUAGCUGGACAUUAAAAAUGCUUGGCACUGAUCUGAGGGAGGUCAAAUUUUAGGUGGUUGAACUGUUUGGGGUGAGGGGUCACUGUAGGUAACGCACUGUCACUGAGUUCUCUUAAAAAAGGAAGUGUUUGUUUAAAUAAAUGUGACAUUGUAAUUUCCUGAUAAAGAAGUGGAACUGAGAAUUCUCACUUAAUAUGUACGGAAGAACAGCAGCUUUUAACCUUUGACCUUGCUGCCCUUUCAUUGUCCUCAGGACCCAGGUACCAACAUGAUACUACGUUAUUUGAGCUCAUGUGAUUAGUUUUCUCGCCAAGGGAACAAACUCAAGGUCCAUAAGAAUCAUCCAUAAAUGAAAUAAAUCACUUGUUUGAUUUCAGUACAUUAACAUGUAAAAAAGUCAACAAGGAUGAGCAGGUAAAAAAUCACAUGCAUCCACAUCAACAGCUCACAGCCAGUAACAAAACGCUGUACUCACUGUUAAGCUUUUAUUUUGAUAGGACACAGUUUGACGUUUCUCCCUGUGUUCGCGUGGGUUCUCUCCGGGUUCUCCGGCUUCCUCCCACGGUCCAAAAACAUGCCCUAGGUUCAUUGGUCACUCUAGAUUGCCCGUAGGUGUGAGUGUGUGUGGAUGGUUGUCUGUCUGUGUGUGUUGCCCUGCGAUGGACUGAGACCUGUCCAGGGUGGACCCCACCUCUCGUCCGUAGAUAGCUGGGAUAGGCUCCAGUACCCCCACGACCCCACAUGGGAAAAGGCGGUAGAAGAUGAAUGAAUGAAUGAAUGAAUGAAUGAAUGAAUGAAUGAAUGAAUGAAUGAAUGGAUGGAUGGAUGGAUGGAUGGAUGGAUGGAUGGAUGGAUGG